Penicillium lagena is the source of this 3375-nucleotide messenger RNA. RefSeq lists its product as uncharacterized. Bases 1 to 3375 code for a protein of 1124 amino acids. Lineage: Eukaryota; Fungi; Ascomycota; Eurotiomycetes; Eurotiales; Aspergillaceae. The record is from RefSeq and is a predicted model, not a curated record. The transcript is spliced from 2 exons.
AUGCUACACCACACGGCGGUGGACGAUGAACUCAAGCCGUUCCAGCCCCGGCGUCCCUCAAUACCAGACUCAGCGCCCUUCGCGGCCCCCAAUCGGCCCAGCUCUCGUUCCUCACGACCAAGUUCGCGAAAUCGCAUGGUGAAACCACCGGCCACUCCAACGGGCCUCGGCGCGCGCACAGAAAAAGUCCCGCACUUGCCUUCGGAUAGCCCAGCAUCGGGCAGUCCCAUCAAAGAGGGACUCGGGAGUGUCAAUCGUUGGUCCCACUCAACCGCAUCGAGCAAGGCUCCAUCGGACUACGGGAUUCAUCGCCGAGGGAGCUCCAAAAUGUCGAUAUCAGGGGAUCGCCAGUCCCCACAGGCUGUGAGGAAUGUAGUGGAUUAUAGUCGAAGCGCGGGAAACCAUAGUCCUCAACGUGGGCAAACGGACGCUCCGAUGUUGAUGCUUCCCGAGCUUGGAUCAUCCGCCAUGUUUGCUGCCGACCCAACUUCCCCGCCGCUGGAUCUCUCAUUUACGGCCUCCGGCAAUCUCGCACAAAACCAGUCACCCAAUAAACCACAAACGGGCACAGAAACAGCCCGCCCCGCCAACAGCGUGGCUCACACCAACCAAGGCUCCAUGUCUCUAGCCGAUGGGGAAGGGGGUCCGGAAUCGCGGCAUCAUAGCCAGACCCAAAAAGUCAUGCUCUCCAGGGCUCUCCAAAAAGCAAACACCGCAGUUCUGCUGGACAAUGCGGCCAAUUUUGAGGGCGCCAUGGAGGCGUACAACGAUGCCUGCAACCUACUGCAAUUGGUCAUGUUCCGCAGCAAUGGUGGCGAGGAGGAAAAAAUGAAGCUGCAGGAAAUCCGUGACACAUACAUGAUCCGAAUCACCGAGCUUCAGCGCCUGGACAUUCCUCUCCCCGAUGAUGAUGGCAAGGCCCUUCCCGAUCGCCCCCUGAGUCAGGAGUCAUAUGGUGAAUUCGAUGACCACGGAAUUAUCGAUACUCAACCAAGCUCUCUCCGCUCCAGUCUGAACUUCCAAGAUGCCGCACUGGACGAUAGGGAACGAUUAGCCUCAGGCAUGGUGCCUCCUAGACGCCAAUCAUCAAUGAAGAAUCAACAUCCACGGUACCGAGAACCCUCCAUGCCGCAGGAAUCCAAUGAAACAACCUCGUGGCUGGAUACGAUCGAUGAGUCUGGUGCAUCGUCACCAUCAUCGGCCAAUUCCAGGGCUUCGUCCGUAUAUCUGCGCCGCCGGACGAGCCGCCGCUUGAGCAAUGAUACCGAGGCUGCGUUUGAUGCUGCACUGGACGCUGCGGUAGAGGCCGCGUACGACGAAGGCCUAGAGCCAGUCUUGGAGUAUAAUGAAGAUGAAAGUGACUAUAUCGUGGCCAAUGCCCGCAGGAAUAUCGAGCUGGCGAAGCAAAGGGUUCGGGAGGCGGAACGAGAGGCGGAAGCUAUGAAUCGUGGCCGUGCAAUGCGUCACAUGCAAGAGCAGAGGAUAGAUGGCCACCCCCAUGGUUUGGAUUCGGAUUAUCUGGAUGAAGAAGCGGAAGAGGAGGAGCGCCUCUUGGAGGAGAUGACCAAGGGCUAUGUGAUGGAUGACUUCGAAUUCGGCCUUCAGUCUAAGUCUGCUCUUCCCCGAGAAUCUGGCUCGAGCAACGUGUCAGGAAGAACCUGGGAAAGCUCUGUGACAUCCAAUCUCAGCGCCGGUGCUACUCUGUCGACUCUUGCGGAAGAUGACGACGACCAGAAGACGGUGCCCAACACCUUACCCUAUUCUCCACCCACCUCGGUCUUGCCAGCCAUUCCAGCCUCGUCUGAUUUCCCUGGCUUGCCACCGCAACGGGUUUCUAUCACCCGGCCGCCUAUGCCCACCAAUGAACCACCCGCCAUUCCCGGGGUACGAGCGCGGAGACUGUCUGGCCAGAACCGGGAUCUGAAGAUUAACAUUGGGUCUCGUGCCCGAACGGACUCAACCGAAUCAGCAAUGGACUCCUUUGCGACACCAUUGACUAGCCAAGCGCCACCGCCUCUCCCAAAGGAUGACCCCUCAGACUUAUCCAGGUCGUCUACUCCGGCCUUCCGAUCCAACGCGCGCAACCCUUCGAUUGGAUCUUUCGUGGAGAACGCCUCAGCUGCUGCCAAUCUGUCUAGGGUACUCUCAAGAGAAGAUGAGGAACCAGAGCUGCCACCAGUCCCAUCGUCAUCCGCCCCGCGCCCUAUGGCCAAGAUUCCCUCGGCACCAGACGGUUUAGACAGACGCGGUUCGAGCACCAAGGCCUUCCGCAGUCGAAACGUCUCUGUUUCCACUCCCGAUACGGCCCCUGAUUCACCAACGACACCGUUCAGCGGCUCGUUCCCAAACUUGGACAAUCAGAGAAGCGCGCUGUCUAACAGUAUUCCAAUCCCGCCUACUCCCACUGGUAUUAGCUUUACGCAGAAUGGACUACCGACGGGUGGCCUCAAUCUCUUUGAUUGUGAUAUUCACUCACCUACCACUCUGGGCUGUCCGAAUUCACAACUGCCAAAUGGCCCUGUUCCGUUGGAGCCGUGCCCGGAGUCUUAUCUUCUUCGUCCAUUCUGGUUGAUGCGAAGCUUAUAUCAGACGAUUGCUCAUCCUCAAGGAGGGUACUUGUCAGCCAAACUCUUUAUUCCCCGCGAUGUCUGGCGAGUGAAAAAUGUCAAACUCAAAGCUGUUGAGGAUAAGGUGUCCAACUGCGAUCUCUUGACUGCCGCGCUACUCAAGUUGGCUCAGGUGGAUACAUACGAUGCGGAUGCGGUGCUAGAAGAGAUGCAGGCGCUUGAGAACGUUCUCGACCAGGUUCAAAAUGUGUUGACCAAGAAACUAGGCCAUGAGGUCGGUGUACAGGCGGCUAUGCCCCUCUUAAAGCAGGGUGCAGCGCCAGACGAGCUGGCUCAUGUGGAGAAUUUACCCACUAAGACCUCCAGUACGAGCAACAAGUCAUCAUCCCUACGGUCCUGGAAACGGCUACGGUCAAAGACUUCCGGUGUAGGAGGUGUCAGCGCCCCCGUGGCAAGUGUCAGGGAAAGCAACAAGGACAAUCUGACUCUGAACUCGCUCCCCAUGUCCUCGACUCCUUCGACCCAUCCGAAGCGCAAUGUCACUCAGCUGGAACUGGGAGGGCCCAAUGCCAACUACAUGGGCGCGUUGGCUCGUCUCUUUGAUGCUGUUCAGGUUCUAGAUCAAAUCGCCCAGCAGGUCGAAGAUCCUGGACUGAAACAUUCGUCCCCGACGCAUGUCGGUCUAGAGCUCAGCACGCGACAUGCUGCCGAGUUUUUUGGUUUCUAUGUAUGCCGCUUCGCAUUGACUGAUGUGGGCAUGAUGCUCGACAAGUUCAUCAAACGGGGCAGUGAAUGGGUGCUGAUUUAA